Molecule: messenger RNA, 1362 nt
Organism: Nymphaea colorata (pocket water lily)
Lineage: Eukaryota; Viridiplantae; Streptophyta; Magnoliopsida; Nymphaeales; Nymphaeaceae
Product: aspartic proteinase CDR1-like
Exons: 1
Coding region: 1-1362 (453 amino acids)
Cellular component (GO): extracellular region
Source: RefSeq, a predicted model, not a curated record
AUGGCUACCACCAUUUUCACCAUCCUUCUCUCUGUUCUUCUCUUCCUACAAUCUUAUCCCGCCAUUGCCCUCAGGUCUCAUGCACAGAAAGGUUUCACCCUUGACCUGAUCCAUCGGGACUCUCCUUCCUCGCCUUUACACAAUCCAACCUCCACACUCUCCGAUCGCAUCAGGUCCUCUGCUGAGCGCUCCUUCUCCCGCUUCGCCCAUCUUUCUUCCCGUUCUGCAUCCUCUAAUGGUAGCAUUUCCGCGUGGGUGCUUCCUAAAUUCGGCGACUACCUCGUCAAGAUCGCGAUCGGAACUCCGGCUGUCGAGUACUCGAUGCUCAUGGACACAGCAAGCGACCUCACCUGGGCUCGGUGCCUCCCUUGUAAAAGAUGCUCCCACCGACCUCCCGAGAUCUUCAAUCCCGACAACUCGUCUACCUUCAAGAACCAAAGGUGCAACUCCAGUCUUUGCACUGAUAUAGGCCAUUGCGAUCUACAGAAACGCUGCCAGUACACGUACGUUUACGCCGACAGAACGUACGGGAAGGGAACCCUUGCUUCUGAGACCAUCACUUUCGAAGUGAGCGACAGCCAGAGCGUCAAAAUCCCGAAUAUCAACUUCGGCUGCGGCCACGAGAGUGAAAGCUUCACCGAUUUUGAUGGUGUCUCUGGGAUUAUUGGGCUUGGAGGAGGUCCACUGUCGAUCGUCUCUCAGUUAGGUUCCUUAGUAGACUACAAAUUCUCAUACUGUUUGAACUCCCCGAUCAGUAACUCGUUUAGCAUGCUGAAGUUCGGCGCCAGCGUCCAACCCCCUGCUGCGAUCCGAAAAGCAGUGAAGACCCCACUGGUGAAACAUCCGGCGAACGAAACUGGCGUUUACUAUGUAGCCCUCAAAGACAUAAGCGUCGGAAAUAAGAAGCUGAACGUACCGGCGGGAACGUUUAAGCCGACGCCAAAUGGAAAGGGUGGCACCAUCGCCGAUUACGGCGGCACAAUCAUCGAUUCCGGCAUCACAUUUACAUUUUUGGCUUUGGAAGCCUACAAUCUACUGGAGCCUGCUCUGAAGAGUGCCGUAAAGCUGCAGUCGGUGCCAUCGCCCCUCACCCAUCGCCAUUUAUGCUUCAGUUACAAUGAUGCCAAUGAUCUCGAUGGAUUACCGAACGUGAUUCUGCAUUUGGAAGGAGGAGACUGGCUGCUGCCACCAUCGAACGCUUUCGUGGUUUUCACCGAAGGUGUGGUGUGCAGCACCUUCAUUGCCGGUCCAAGGCGGUUCACUAUAAUUGGCAAUACAGCACAACAGAAUGUGUACAUUGAGUAUGAUCUGAGGAAUAGGAGGUUGCUUCUUGCGCCUACUGAUUGCGGCAGAAGCAUCUAG